Molecule: messenger RNA, 1101 nt
Organism: Argiope bruennichi
Lineage: Eukaryota; Metazoa; Arthropoda; Arachnida; Araneae; Araneidae
Exons: 1
Coding region: 1-1101 (366 amino acids)
Source: RefSeq, a predicted model, not a curated record
AUGUCUGAAGACAUAAAUGAAGACGAUAUUGAAAAGGAAUCUCGUUCAGCAGAUGAGUAUUCACUCAAUUUUAAAAGGAUGAGUUUAUUAGUGGAUCGAAAAACUAAUCCCGCUGUUAACGCUGAUACAUUAUCUUCAGUUGGCGGUGAAAAGCGGAAAUUCAAGCUGCCUCGUUUGGAACUGAAGAAAUUUGGCGGUGAAAUUAAAGAUUGGCUGCCGUUUUGGGGACAAUUCGUAAAAAUUGAUGAAGAUAACGAUAUCGAUGAAACCGACAAGUUUCAAUACUUAGUCCAAGCAACUAUCCCGAAUUCUAGAGCGAGGGAAUUAGUUGAAAGUUUUCCCCCUACCUCCGGAAAUUAUUGCAAGGCGAUUGAUUGUUUGAAAUCUAGAUUCGGCAGAGAUGAUUUGUUGAUUGAAUAUUACGUUAGAGAAUUGUUAAAAUUGACACUCGCAUUUAAUCUUAAAGAGAAACAUGUUGAAUUAUCAACUGUUUAUGAUCGACUUGAAACCCAGCUGAGACCAUUAGAAACUCUUGGCGUUACUACAGCGAAGUAUGCGGCUAUGUUGUUUCCCCUGGUUGAAUCUUGUUUAAGUGAAGACGUUUUAAGAGCCUGGCGGAGAAAUGAUAUAGGAUUGGAUGGAAAAGAUGACGCGAAAGAAUCUCGAUUGGAAAGUUUGAGGAAAUUUUUGAAGAACGAAGUUGAAAAUGAGGAUAGGAUAGCUCUUGCCAUUCAAAGCUUCUCUUUGAAAGAAAAUAACAAAAAUAUCAAGAUUAAAAGAGACUUGCCGACAGCUCCGGGACUUUUUUCAGGAAACCAAAAAUCUGUUUUGAAGUGUGUAUUUUGUGACAAGAACAAUCAUGAAUCCAAAGAAUGUCAUGUUGCUCGAAAUUUGGAUUUAAGUGAGAAAAUGAAACGAUUGAAGAAAAGAGGUUGCUGUUUCAAAUGUCUAAGUAACGGUCACGUGUCAAAGCUAUGUAGGGUCCAAGUGAAUUGUGGGAGCUGUGGUCAAAGACACCAUGCUGUGAUGUGCCCUGAUAGAAAGACCGUUGAGUCUUCUAACUCUCAAGAAGUAACGGAAAGUUCAAUCAAUUUUGGAUAG